Messenger RNA from Juglans regia (Persian walnut), 1502 nucleotides. RefSeq lists its product as uncharacterized. NCBI's taxonomy places the organism in Eukaryota, Viridiplantae, Streptophyta, Magnoliopsida, Fagales, Juglandaceae. The transcript has 2 exons. The record is from RefSeq and is a predicted model, not a curated record. The coding region runs from base 398 to 898 and encodes 166 amino acids.
CAGCAUUCUUUAUUCAUGUUUUGCACAAAAGUCGCGCAAGUUGGCCACAGAUGUCAUUACUUUCGUGUACUCCACACAGAAAAAGACACCAUGAUGCCGACCAAACACGUUCUAAGUGGUCACAACGAGGAGAUGAAACCUGCUGACAGAUUCUUUUUGAACGGUCUGAAACAAAGUGCAUUUAUUUAGAUUAAUUCAGUCUCUUUCCAAUCUCUAGAAACUCCUCCCACCUCCUGCAGGAUUCCCAUCCCAUGAUAAAUCAAUUCCUCAUUUGAGAACUUUUUCAACUCUUGAAGAUAUUCUAUCUCUUCUUCCUCUCUAUGUGAGUUUGUGUUCAGGUGCGUGCUUGGCCGGAUCCGUCGAAUGGCUGUAUCGCUAGCGCCAGUUUGGUGGAGAAAUGGAAGUGAUGGAUGCUGGAAAAUCACUGAAAGUAAGGCGUACAACAUCGGCAGCUCAAUCCCAAUCUUUUGGAAUUGAUGGUCUUUGGAAUGGAUGGUUUUGGGAAAUGCUUUUCUUAUUUAGUUGGAUGCAGAACAAAGCUGGGAGUCGUUCUGCAACGACAAAAUCCCUGAAGGUUGAUGACCAUGAGGACAUGACAACAGAGGAAUCCUACUCCUACAGGGAACAAGUUUUGAAGAGUGAAGGUUUUUACGUUGAUGUACUCGCAGCUUGCAAUCAACGAAUACAACCAUCGCUUCAAGGAUGCAAAUGUAGAGUUCAGUUUGUGAAGGUUUUAAAAACAAUGUCUCAACUUGUUGACAUACUCAGGUUUUAUACCCUUGAGAUCAGGGAUAUUACUGAUGGUGGCAAGACUAAGACCUACCAAGCUGUGGUAUUAUUGGAAGUACACUAUGAGAUUACAUUGUCAUCCUUUAAGAUAAAAACCUACCGAAGAUGAGAAAGAUUACAGUCACGGAAAAGAAUGGUUUUGGAAAGAUAUUUGGAAAUGUCAUAUACUUAGAGUUUGAUCAGAAGAUUUUUCAAAGGUUCAAGCUUAUGGAGUUUAAGAAGUUGUUUGAAAUAUGACUUACACAAGCUAAAUGAAAUGGAAAGUAUUACCAAAAGUGUUUAUUUAGUCUUGGAAUGCUAACAUACUAUUGCAGUCAUGGGAAAGAAUCGUUUUGGGAAGAUUAUCUUUGCAAUGGUCAUAUACUUGGAGUUCGAUCUGAAGAUUUGGUGUCAAGCUUAUGGAGUUUAAGAAGGUUGUUUGAAAUAUGACUUGUACAAGUUAAAUGGAAAGUAUUACCUUUAGUGGUUAUUUAGUCUUGGAAUGUUGGUAUACAGUUGCUUGCUUAACUGUGUUUGCAAAACUGCUGUAAUCUAUGUGGGCAGCUGCAAUGUAUGGUAACUCUCUUCCAAGAGAUUAUGCAACGUGCUUUUGUCAAAAAAAAAAAAGGCUUAUCAAUGUUUGAGUGCUUCUUCUUUAAUUAGAUCUGAGGUGCCAGUUUGUAAUAUUUUAUUAUUUUAUGAGUAAUGUCAUAUACAGUUAUGGGUUGUAUAAA